Molecule: messenger RNA, 1425 nt
Organism: Schizosaccharomyces osmophilus
Lineage: Eukaryota; Fungi; Ascomycota; Schizosaccharomycetes; Schizosaccharomycetales; Schizosaccharomycetaceae
Gene: osh6
Product: sterol transfer protein Osh6
Exons: 5
Coding region: 1-1425 (474 amino acids)
Cellular component (GO): membrane; intracellular membrane-bounded organelle; cortical endoplasmic reticulum
Molecular function (GO): sterol binding
Source: RefSeq, a predicted model, not a curated record
AUGCCUCAUGACAAACAAGACAGAGACACGGAGGAAAUCGAAGAUGAGAGCAAGAAUAUCAUUCUUGGAAUUGUGUCUCAAUUGAGACCGAACAUGGACUUAUCAAAGGUAACGCUCCCUACGUUUGUUUUGGAGCCAAAAUCGAUGUUGGAACGUAUUACCAACUUUAUGAGUCAUCCAGAUUUCCUGCUUCCAGUUCCUCAUGUACCUUCCGCUGAAGAAAGAUUUCUAGACGUGUGUCGAUUCUACCUUUCAGGAUGGCAUAUUCGCCCUCCAGGUGUGAAAAAGCCAUUGAACCCAGUUUUGGGAGAGACAUUUACAGGGUUUUGGAAGUUUCCUCCUUCUGGUCCCUCAAGUCCUGGGUUGGAAAACCUGAAUGGUGCCGCGGUAUAUAUUUCUGAGCAGGUGUGCCACCAUCCUCCCAUCAGUGCCUAUUUUUAUUAUUGUCCCCAAUAUAAAAUUCGCGUUGACGGUGUGCUAAAACCUAGAUCACGAUUCUUAGGCAACUCUGCAGCGAGUAUUAUGGAGGGAGUUGCCAGUAUGAAGUUUAUUGAACGGAACGAGGAGUAUAUCCUAACCCAGCCUAAUAUGUAUGCUCGUGGCAUUUUGUUUGGCAAAAUGCGUAUAGAGUUAGGAGACCACGUUACCGUGCGUUGUCCAAACACGGAUUUGGCAGCUGAAAUUGAAUUUAAAGUGAAGGGCUUCAUUAGUGGAACUUACAAUUCCAUUGCAGGAAAAGUAAAGCGUAUAAGCACAGGUGAGGUGUUAUACAAGCUUUCUGGAAAGUGGGAUUCUGAAAUUAUCUUGGAAAAUGCUAGCACAGGAAAGUCAUCUACAUUUUUGGAUGUCUCAGAAUUGCCCGUGUAUCCCGUCACGUCUCGGCCCUUGGAAGAGCAAGAAUCUCACGAAUCACAAAAAUUGUGGUAUGACACAUGCGAAGGUGUUAAAGCUCGAGACCAAUCUGUCGCAACAAAGUCAAAGACUGCGAUCGAAGAUAAUCAACGCGAGAAGGCUAAAGCACGAGAAGCUAACAAUGAAAAAUGGCAUCCAAGAUAUUUCAAACAAACUGGACCCGAAGAAUAUGAGCUUAACAUGGAUAUUCCAUACAACGCACCUGACGCCGAAGUACUCUGUAGAUUAGACAGUUUUAUACCAAUUUUUAGUGAAAGAGAUCGUGCACACUUUCGAAGCCUUGUUGGUGGAGGCUCAGGACCCCGAUCCUCAACCCAAAGACCGGACCCUCAUAAGCAAGUAAGGGAUUUCGACAAGGCAGGAUUGAAUGGAAAUUGUCCUCCAAACAUGCGUGAUAGACCUAACCCAGCUUCUAGUUUCGUAACAUACCGAAGUGAUAAUGGAUCUGUAGACGAAUAUCAUGAUGCUCAAUUGCCGGAUCAAAAAAUUCUCUCACAAUUAGAGGAAAAUUAA